AUGGAUAAUAUUUUAAUUUCACUGGCACAUUUUUGUGACAAACAUGGUCCCCGGAUUUUACUAGUAACGCAAUCUAGUCAAAAUGGUGCCAGGAGCGAUGAUUUACUUUUACCAGAUUAUCCAAUCGAUUCUUAUUGUGAGUCAUGCCUCUUACAUUUUCCUCAAGGUAACGAAACUAUACGGUCAAUGCGCAGCACGUUAGAUGAGAAAUGCUAUGUCACCACACAAUACUCUUCAAUACGAUAUCAACUAAUGAAUUCAAUUAUUAGACGGUGCUUUUCGGAAGAGACUAUGGUUUAUGAUAAUAUGCCAUUGGUUUUCUAUGAUCAACUGCGUGGUUUAAAUCUAAUCAUGGGAUUCAAAUUAUAUGAUGCAAAUGCUAGAGGGAACGAAAGAAGGUAUUGUUUCAUACUCACCAUCGAUUCCAAAGAUAGUGAUGCGGCAAUGAAAAUAUUGUCGAACAAUUGGAAUUUUAUAAUAGGCGGAUUUUUCAAGAUGAUUAACCACAUAAAUGAGUCUCAUAAUAAGGAAUUAAAAAACCAAUCCAAUGAACGGGACCAUACUAAUGGGCUCAGUCCUCUCAUGAGUAAUUAUCUACGGGGAAACAAAUCGAAGCUCGCAAAGAAUUUGGUGGAAUUGACUAAUGACAAAAAUAUUUUUUUAAAAAUGCAUAAAUGGAACACAUAUCUACUGAACAUGUUGAUCACCAACGCGUCCCCGAAAUGA
Molecule: messenger RNA, 726 nt
Organism: Naumovozyma dairenensis CBS 421
Lineage: Eukaryota; Fungi; Ascomycota; Saccharomycetes; Saccharomycetales; Saccharomycetaceae
Gene: LST7
Product: Lst7p
Exons: 1
Coding region: 1-726 (241 amino acids)
Biological process (GO): positive regulation of TORC1 signaling; positive regulation of GTPase activity
Cellular component (GO): cytosol
Molecular function (GO): GTPase activator activity
Source: RefSeq, a predicted model, not a curated record